AUGGCGGGACGAGGCUGUGGUGGGGAUACGACGAGACGGGGAGAGCCCGUGGUGGUGCGGGUGGGGGGAGGGGCGCUGGGCGACGGCGUGGCGGCAGAGGAGCCGGCCUGCUGCAGAGGAGGCGGCUGGGUCAUCUUGUGGUCUCUGGAUGUUAAAUUAUAUGACUGUGUUUGUCUCGAACAGGUUUAUAUGACAGAUUUUAGAACAAAAUUAGCGGUCAUUUUAGUCGACUUGGAAUUCAAUGAUGACGAUAUAAGAAACCGAGACAUGGAUGAUGAUGAAACCAACACGAAUCCCAACGAUUGUAUGAUUGUUGAAAGACCUCCUAACAAACCGAGAGCAUCCAACUCAUCGUCACAAGUUGAGCUCAUGUCGCAAUCAUUUAUCCUUUCGCCGUUUGUCACUCCAACAAACGACGACUUAAUAGAUGAACUUUGCUUGUUCAUCAUCAUGGUUGAUGAUAUCCCGUUGCUAGAGAGCGAAUGGGUGAAAAGCUCUCAACCUUAUCCUAUUAGUUUAAACCUGAGACAAUUAAAGAACAUAUUAAAAAAUGAUGAGUACGUGGAUGCCGAUUGUUUUAACAUGGCUGUGAGGAUACUAGCAUGCCACGACGUCCAGCUUGCUAGAGAUGUGCCAGUGCACUAUAUGGAUCUACAGUUCUGUUCCAUGUCCCACUAUGCACGAAUCCCAAGUCAUCGUGACGGUAUGGACAUUGCUAUGUCGGCACAACUGUUUGAUAGCUGGCCUGACAGCAAUGAGUAUCAUAUCUCCGAAUGUGAUACGAUUUUAUUGCCUUGUGAUAUUCUUGGGUUAUUUUUAUUGUUCGUCUUGGACCAACAUAAAAAGGUUGUUUCUAUUCUGGACCCGCUUUCAAUACCUACUUUCGGAAAGCAUAUAUUUAAAACUAUGGCCAAUGAUCUAAACCUUGCACUCCAAGCUGCAAACCCUGCCUUCAAGGACGACAUUUUAAUAUGGGGAUGCAAAGUUCCUAAUGUUCCCACAAACUCAUACGGUCCCUUGCCGGUUAUUUGGUUUUCAAUUUAAUGCACUCAUGGCACGAUGAGACGCUACAUUUUCCGGUACCCAAGGAUGAUUUUGAACUGAGGAAGCGAUUUUUGGUUCAUAUUUUGAAGUAUGAAGAGAAUGAAGUUCUAAACAAUAUCCUAGUCUUAGAACGAACCAUUAUAGAUCGUAUCAAAAGAUGGACCUUCCAGAGAGGAUCAUCAUCAAAUAAUGAUUACUAGAUAAUGUUGCUUAGUUGUUAUUUUUAAGUAUUUUUGUAAUAAGUAACAUUUACAUUCAUUUCUAUCUGAAGACAUGUGUUUUGGUCUUGUGUUA
Messenger RNA from Triticum aestivum (bread wheat), 1338 nucleotides. RefSeq lists its product as uncharacterized. The record is from RefSeq and is a predicted model, not a curated record. The transcript is spliced from 8 exons. Bases 1 to 1044 code for a protein of 347 amino acids. NCBI's taxonomy places the organism in Eukaryota, Viridiplantae, Streptophyta, Magnoliopsida, Poales, Poaceae.